Molecule: messenger RNA, 1095 nt
Organism: Synchytrium microbalum
Lineage: Eukaryota; Fungi; Chytridiomycota; Chytridiomycetes; Synchytriales; Synchytriaceae
Exons: 11
Coding region: 1-1095 (364 amino acids)
Biological process (GO): cytoskeleton-dependent cytokinesis
Cellular component (GO): septin ring; cell division site; septin complex
Molecular function (GO): GTPase activity; GTP binding; molecular adaptor activity
Source: RefSeq, a predicted model, not a curated record
AUGGCCCCGGUAGCAGCAACAGCAGCUCCGCUGCCCAACUCGAUUGGUAUCAGCAAUCUGCCAAAUCAACGACACAAGAUUGUUUCGAGGAAGGGUGUGAACUUUACUAUGAUGGUCGUAGAUCGUCUUGCUCUGGUCGUAUCGGAUGCAUCCGCUUACUUAACAUUUACUGAAGAGGUGGAAGAAAAGGGUUUUACAGUUAGAUUGACAGUCAUUGAUACACCUGGAUUCGGAGAUUACAUUAAUAAUGCAGACUCGUGGGUCCCUAUCGUCGAAUUCCUGGACGAACAACAUCAAGGCUACAUGUUACAAGAAGAACGAGGAGGUCGCAAAGGAACUGAUGAUUUACGGGUCAAUGUGUGCUUGUAUUUCAUUCAGCCUGGUGGUCACACGCUCAAACCACUUGAUAUUCAAGUCAUGAAGCAAUUGGGCACGAGAGUCAAUUUGAUUCCGAUCAUUGCCAAAGCAGAUACUAUGACUCCCGCCGAUAUGCUUGGAUUCAAGGACCGAAUACGUGAUGCCAUCAGUGCCCACAACAUUCAAGUAUACUCACCACCCGUUACAAGUGACGAUGAAGCCCUUUCCAAAGUCGGAUCAAGUCCUUUGUCAAUGAUGCCAUUCUCUGUUAUUGGAAGUGAAAAUGAAGUUGCAUUGGCUGAUGGCACCAAAACUCGAGGUCGAGCAUAUCCAUGGGGAGUUGCUGAAGUGGAGAAUGAAGCACACUGUGAUUUCAAGAAGCUUCGCAAUCUGCUGAUUCGAACCCACAUGCACGACUUGAUCAUGACCACUCAAGAAAACCACUAUGAAGCCUACAGAUCUGUGAAAUUGGCAGCUAUGGGCCGUACAGAUGAUGAUCCUGCUGUCAGAGCAAAGAAGAUGUUUGAAGCCAAGAUGAAGGAGGAAGAAGAAGCUCUUCGUAAACGAUUUACAGAGCAAGUUCGUAUGGAAGAGAACCGAUUCAGACAAUGGGAACAAAGGCUAAUUGCUGAACGUGAUCGACUCAACAAGGAUUUGGAAGCGCAACACAAGGCUGUCAAGGGGUUGGAAGAAGAGAUCCUCGCCAAACAGCAGGCAUCAGCUCCAGCCCCGUCGUAA